CUCUCUCCAGUCGUGCGCGGAGAAGCUGUUAGGAUCUUGGCGCGUACGGUCGUGUUCUUGGAUUCGUUCAAUUUGUACGUGAUUAUCUAUUUGAGGCGACACUUUAAGGUUAAUUGUAAUUGUCAGGCUAAGCAUGAGGAGUGUCGCGACGAUAACGCUGCUCGCAGCGUUCGUAGCGGGAUUGGGAGCUUCAACUCUGGGUCGAUCGAAGCAGAGCUACACCAGUUAUCGAUUGCCACAGGCGUUUCGACCUGAACAUUAUGAUCUUCGCGUUAACACGCAUCUCGGUGACGAACGUGGUUUUCUGUUCCACGGACACGUGGUGAUUCGGAUGCUUUGUGAUUCGGAUGCGACAAACAUUACAUUACAUUCCAAGAACCUCACCCUUCUCGAGGACAAAAUUGUACUGAGAGAGCUUGCCUUCGACGAUCAGUCCAAGACAUCACGUAGUAUUGACAUCAAAAGCGUGGAGUAUCUUACCGACAACGACUAUGCGGUGUUCCAUGCAAGCACGCCGAUGAAGAAAAGCUAUCGAUACGAGCUGACGAUUCCGUUCGAGGCACCGCUCGGAACCGGUUUGCUGGGCUACUACCGUAGCAGCUACAUGGACAAAGCGAGCAAACAAAAGAUCUGGAUGUCGGUGACACAGUUUGAACCGACCAGUGCCCGCCAGGCAUUCCCGUGCUUCGACGAGCCCGAAAUGAAGGCCACCUUCGACAUUGCGCUGGCUCACCACGAGCGGUACGUGGCCCUGAGCAACAUGCCAAUGAACCGUAGCGAAAAGCUCACCGACAUGCCUGGUUGGGUGCUGGACGUUUUCGACCGAACGGUGCCCAUGUCGACGUACCUGGUCGCAUACUCGGUGAACGAUUUCGAGUACCGCGAGGCAAUGACGAAGGAGCCGGGCGACGUGCUGUUCAAGAUUUGGGCUCGCCGGGACGCAAUCGAUCAGGUGGACUAUGCACGCGCCAUUGGGCCGCGCGUGACUCGCUUCUACGAGGAGUACUUCAACCAGAAGUUCCCGCUGCCCAAGAUUGACAUGAUCGCCGUGCCGGACUUUGCGUCUGGUGCGAUGGAAAACUGGGGUCUCAUCACCUACCGCGAGACGGCCUUGCUGUACCACCCGAACGUGUCGACGGCGAGCAGCAAGCAUCGCGUGGCGUCGGUCAUUGCGCACGAGCUGGCGCACCAGUGGUUCGGAAAUCUUGUCACAAUGCGCUGGUGGACCGAUCUGUGGUUGAACGAAGGUUUCGCGACGUACGUCGCCAGCUUGGGCGUGGAACAUCUGCACCCGGAGUGGAAUUCGCUCGAGGAGGAGUCGGUUUCGAACUCGCUGGACAUCCUGAAGUUCGAUGCGCUCCUCUCUAGUCACCCGGUGUCGGUAGAGAUCGGCCACCCGAAUCAGAUCUCGCAGAUUUUCGAUGCCAUUUCCUAUGAGAAGGGCUCGACGCUUAUCCGCAUGAUGCACCUGUUUUUGGGGGAAGAAACGUUCCGCAAUGGCGUCAGCCGCUAUCUGGAGAAGCACGCGUAUGGAAACGCCGAGCAGGACGACCUGUGGGCAGCCCUGACGGAGGAAGCUCACGCUAACGGGGUGCUCCCGGAUGAGAUCAACGUCAAAACGGUGAUGGACUCGUGGACACUACAGACGGGCUAUCCGGUGAUCACGGUUACACGCAACUACGAUGAUAAUUCAGCCACCGUUACACAGGUUCGGUUCGUAUCGUCGGAGCUACCGGCCGACCGCAACGUGACCGAUUACUGCUGGUGGAUUCCCCUGACCUACGCGUCCGCCAUUCGGGCGGACUUUAACGACACCGUCCCGAAAGCAUGGAUGAAUUGCGAAGGUAUCCAGGGUCGCAAGGGCAAUGUAAAGACGGUCGAAGAUCUGCCCGACCGGGAGCACUGGGUGGUGUUUAACGUGCAGAUGGCCGCACUGUACAAAGUCAAGUAUGAUCUGGCCAACUAUCGCCUGAUCGUGGCGCAGUUGAACGGACCGAAGUACGACGCGAUUGCUAUCCUAAACCGAGCACAACUCAUUGAUGACGCGAUGGACCUUGCCUGGACGGGUCAACAGCAGUACGGUAUUGCGUUUGCCAUGAUGAACUACUUGCGCCAGGAGGACGAGUACAUCCCGUGGAAGUCGGCAUUGACAAACCUGAACGCUAUCAAUCGUAUUCUCCGGCGGACUCCCAUCUACGCCGUGUUCCGAAGCUACAUUCAGUACAUCGUGGAACCGAUCUACGAGCGGUUGGAUAUUUUCAAUGCAACGCUGAUUCCGAACGAUCGACUCGAUACGGUGAAGAAGCUCGCCCUGAUCGCGUCCUGGGCCUGCCGGUUCGAUGUGGGCGAUUGUGUCGACCGAUCGGUUCAACUGUUUAGUCAGUGGAUGAAGGUGACGGACCCGGAAACGAGCAACCCGGUGCCUCUGAACUUGCGCCCGGUCGUGUACUGUAACGCGAUUCGUAACGGCAAUGAGGUGCAGUGGAACUUCCUCUGGCAGCGCUACCUGCGCAGCAACGUUGGCUCGGAGAAGAUCAUGAUCAUUGGGGCGUUGUCGUGUACGCGCGAAGCGUGGCUCGUGGAGCGAUUCCUCGACUGGUCGCUCAAUGGUACGUCCGGUGUGCGUAAGCAGGACACCACUAUCCUGUUCGCUAGCGUUUCCCGCAGUGAGGUCGGAUUCCAUCUGGCGAAAAACUUUUUCCUCGAGCGCGUCAUCGACAUCUUUGACUACUUGAGCCCGGACACGUCCCGGUUGUCCCGAUACAUUAAACCCUUGGCGGAGCAGAUGUCUUCGCUCAAGGAACUGGAGGAGGUUCGUGAUCUGAUCCAGCGAAAUGCGACCAUUUUCGAGAAGGCUACGCAGGGUGUCAAGCAAGCGCUGGAAACGAUCGAAAUUAACAAGCAGUGGAAGCAAAUAAACUACGACCAAAUGAUGCGCUUCCUGCCGAUGUCCACAGCACGCUCCGCGUCGGAUGAUAUUUUGAACUUGAUCGAUAAUAGUCCGUAGUCCUAUGAUCAUUGGAUGAUUCGCGAUGCCAUCUGGUAUUAGAUUGGGGUACUUAAAGUUAGCAUUUCGCUUGAUCGAAACCGGAAACCACAAUCCAAACAUGGACAAAAACCAGUGCUGGAGACGUUUAGAAAAAUGGAACAAAUAUUCAAUUACUCUCAUUUUUAUAACUUAUACUCCGCAUUUAAAAUUAUUCUGGACGUCAUCCAAUUAGGCCGGAGAUUAAAUGAAAAUUGUUGAAACUUUAUGAACUUUAUAAGUUUUGAAACAUGAAACAAAACAAAUGAAAUAUAAAUCUGUUCUUUUAGUACUACAUCUUUUUUAUAAAUGUGCGAGGCAACGAAAACUUCUGUAGUUGAAUUUUUCAUUAAAUAAAUAAAUUUUAGUA
Molecule: messenger RNA, 3395 nt
Organism: Anopheles coustani
Lineage: Eukaryota; Metazoa; Arthropoda; Insecta; Diptera; Culicidae
Product: aminopeptidase N-like
Exons: 4
Coding region: 134-3007 (957 amino acids)
Biological process (GO): peptide catabolic process; proteolysis
Cellular component (GO): cytoplasm
Molecular function (GO): peptide binding; metalloaminopeptidase activity; zinc ion binding
Source: RefSeq, a predicted model, not a curated record